AGAGUUGCACCCGGGACACCCGUCAACUUUUCUGAAACAUUCCGAUAAGUGUCCGACGUCCUACCAUGCCUGGACUGUAACUCACUUUGGAUCGCCGGUCUGUUUUCUUGUGCUCCUGAGUCAUGGCUCCAUUUGGAAAAAACUUCCUUAAAGCCCGACUGAAAAACAGGACAAAAGAUGCAGAGCCUGUGGUAGGAAAGGAGAUCCAAGUUACUGUCUGCAAUGAAGAGAAGGUUGUCUGUGGAGUAACAAAGCAUACGACAUGUGCAGAUAUGAUUCAGGCAUUACUGGACGAUCACAAGUCAAUCCCAGAGAGCAAGCGGCUACUGCAUGGAGAACCCAAAGACUUCUGUCUCGUUGAACGGUGGAAGGGUUUCGAGAGAGCUUUGCCACCUCUUACCAGAAUACUAAGACUGUGGUAUGCUUGGGGUGAUCAGAGGCCCUUCGUACAGUUUAUUCUAGUUAAAACCAGUGAUUUCGUGCCUCAGCCUGCUAAGAAAGGUGGAAAGUCCAAAGGGGCCAAGCUGAAGCGAUGUGAGCAUGGUCGUGCUCAGUAUUCCCAGUCUCUGCCAGCGGAAAAACAAAAGCGCAUGGUAAAAAAAGCUUUCCGAAAGCUGGAGAAACUUCAUAUGGAGAGCAAAAGCUCCCCAGGUGCUGAGGAGAUCGACCAGAUGGUGCAACUUAUUCUCAACCAGGACCACACAAUUAGAGAGCAGAUCCAGCGGAUAAGAGAGCUAGAUUCGGAGAUUGAGCGGAUUGAGCUGCAAGUCCAGCAAGAAACCAAGUUGGAGAGUUCCUUGGCUCAGGCCUGCAGUCCAAAUUCCAAGGCACACAUUGAGGAGCAGCUAGAGGAAUACUUGUACACCAGCGAUGGGGUUGUACAGCUGGACAUGGAGGUUCAGAGGCACCAGGAACUCAUCCUCCAGUUGUCCCAUGAAAUUGAUGCUGAGCUUAGGAUGGCCACCCUCGCUCUGGCUCAAGAUGAAGACCAGGAAGGAAUGGCCGCUGGUUCCUGGAUCCCCGCUGACACAGACGAAGCAUUUUAUACUGCUGAAAUCGAGAGGCUGCAGGGCGAACUGAAUCACAGCCUCUUCACCGGUGUUUCCAUUCACAACCAAGCUGCUGAAAUAGACAAGCAGAUAAAGUACUUUGACAAUACACUGGUUUCUAAAGAUCAAGAGUGCUGGCAGUUAGCCGCCCAGCUGAGCUCAUUGCAAAUCACGGACAGCACAGAGGAGGAGCAGCCCAUAACAGUCCAAGGGAAAAGUGAGACCCAGUGCGGCAUUUCUCAGACAGUGAAACUCAAACACACCCUGUCCCCUCUAGACAUUACAGACACAGACUCAGACACUGGGAUUAGCUCCACACACAGUCAAGACUCUCUGUCACCGUGUCUCGAUUUUCCUCCCCCGCUGGACACAGACGUUUGAAGAACCCAGUUCACUCAGCAAUGUGUUGUUCUUCAGUCACCAGCCGCAGUUUUUUACUCCCCACAUGUGCUCUUUGUUUCAUGCUCUGUGCUUGCAAAAUUGGCAAAAAGACGCAUUUUCUGCAAUUUUUAGUGUCUCUGGAACUUUGUUGCAUCGUCAUCACACCAUGCCAAAAAGAAGAAUGUAAGAAAUGUCAACUUGGGUUGCAAGAUGCAAAACAUAUCCUUGUUUGAUAUGAAUAAUUUUCUCAGGUAUCAAAGUAACAGAUGGUUAGGUAUCAGUGUAACAUGAUAUAAUACAUGCAAGACACUAACUGAGGCUGUGCGUGCACUACUUAUAAUCCUACAUUAUUGAUAGAAAGUUUUCCCAUUUUUAAUUGCCAACAGAGAUGCAAAGACCAAUUUUUAGAUGUUUAGUUUUGUCACUUUAGAUGAUAGUAACUAAGCUUUUUGCUUUUUGUAAAGUUCUCAAGCUAUUUAUUAAGUUGCACUUCUUACACACUUAAGGCUAUUAACAAUGUUUUAUAUUAAAACAAAAAGAUAAUAGUUUUGAUGUACUAUUUGUUAAAAAAAAUACUUUAAACACUGUUCUUGACUAUUCUGUAAAUACAAACCUACUUCACCCUAUUUCAAAUGAUAAUUGCCCCUUCUUGAUAUAUCAUUAUUUAACUGUGAUUAGAUGACAUCUUUCAGUCUAGAAAGGGCUACAAAGUCAUUUCUAAGGCUUUCAUGAUUCAACACUAAGAAAGAGACUAGAUAAAAAUGGCAUCCAUGGCAGAGUUCCAAGGUGAAAAUCACUGCUGACCAAAAACAACACAAAACCUCGUGUCACAUCUACCAAAAACAUCUUGAUUCCCGAAUAUUCUGUGGAUUGAUUAGACAAAAGCAGAACUUUCUGAAAAGUUUGCAUCCUGUUACACCUGACGUAAAAGGUAGCACAGCAUUUCAUAAGGAAAACAUCAUACCAACAGUCAAACACAGUGGUGGUAGUGUGAUGGUCUAGGGCUGCUUUCCUGCGUCAAGGCCUUGGCAACUCUCUACCAAACAGACUCUAUCCUGGCAGACAGUCACCUGUCAUCACCUGAAACUCAAGUGCACUGAGGUUAUGCAGCAGGACAAUGAUCCAAAGUACACCACUGAAUUGCUUAAAUACACACACUGAGCAAUGAGCUCACAAGGAGUCCAAACUGAAAUCUAAUUGAGAUGUUUUGGCAUAACAUCUCAAUUAGUUCAUGCUCAAAAAUAUUCCAGUGGGGCUUAAUUAAAACAAUUCUGCAAAGAAGACUAGAACAAAGUUCCUCCACAGUGAUGUGAAAGACUCAUUGCCAGUUGUUGCUAAUGUGUAAUUGCAGUCCAUGCUGCUAAGAUUGACACAGCCAGUUAUUGGGUUUAGGGGUUUAGUUUUUCACACAAGACCUUGUUGCAUUUAGUUAGUUUACCUUAAUAGAUGAAAUCAUCAUUUAAAAAGUGCAUUUUGUAUUUACCCGGGUUAUCUUUGUCUAAUGUUUAAAACAGUGUGACAAAUAUGCAGAAAUAUAAGAUAUCAGGAAGGAGGCAAAUACCUUUUCACAGCACCUUAUGCUCCUGCAAGUAGUAUAAGUAAUUACUGAGAAAGGCACAAUUUUAAAAGAAAAGCUUAUUUAUUUACUGUAGUUACCAAACUACCAGUUACCAAAAUUUUGGGACAUUGUGUAAAAUUCAAGUAAAAGUAAAAUGCAAUGGGUUCAUGAGAUCUGAAAAUCUUGUAAACCCGUUUUGCUCACAAACAUUUCAAACAUUUUAAUAUUUUAUGAAAAUAUUAUCUCAUUUUGAAUUUGGUGACAGCAGCACGUCUCAGAAAAGUUGGUGAAGGGCAAACGAAAUUCAAGUUACAACAAUUUCUGGUACAUAAAUAGCUGGUGGGACAUUUUUCAGAUAAUUUGGCAACAGGUCAGUAAGAUGACACGGUCUGAAAACACGGGAAGCCAAAAAUAUGACAAAGAAGACAAAGAAUCUUAUAUCAAAUAAGAAUGGGACAACAUUCCUCUCCCACGAGUCCAGCAACCGUUCUCCUGAGUUCCCACAUGUUUACAGACUUAGGGGAAGCUACACAGCAUAAACAUGGCUCUCUUCCAACUUUUUUGUCAUGCAGAGAUGUGUUGCUGCAGUCAAUUUCAAAAUGA
Oreochromis niloticus (Nile tilapia) is the source of this 3591-nucleotide messenger RNA. RefSeq names its product Ras association domain family member 9 (gene rassf9). Gene Ontology annotation, biological process: signal transduction. The transcript is spliced from 2 exons. The record is from RefSeq and is a predicted model, not a curated record. Bases 123 to 1430 code for a protein of 435 amino acids. Lineage: Eukaryota; Metazoa; Chordata; Actinopteri; Cichliformes; Cichlidae.